Messenger RNA from Colletotrichum truncatum, 297 nucleotides. RefSeq lists its product as uncharacterized. The record is from RefSeq and is a predicted model, not a curated record. Lineage: Eukaryota; Fungi; Ascomycota; Sordariomycetes; Glomerellales; Glomerellaceae.
AUGUGGCCGGAGGAGCUCAACGGCAACCUCACAGUGUUCGAUCUCACCGAGCUCGACACGUUGGCCAUUGAUCUUGACCUGGCUGUCCUUGCGGCCGAAGUAGUCCAACGUGCCGUCAGGGUUCAUGCGGCCCAGGUCGCCAGUUCGGUAACAACGUCCAGGAUUGCGGACAACUCCUUGAAGAAACUUUGGAUCUUCAAGGAAGACCUUUUCGGUUUUGGCCUUAUCGCCCAAGUAGCCACGGGCGACAGGGGGUCCCUCGAUGACUAUCUCGCCGACUGUGCCGAAGGGGGCUAG